CAGGUGAUUUUUUUCUGCAGCGCGCACACUCUCAGCAUCUUUUCUUGAUCACCCCCCUCCCUUGCUGAGCCGCAAAAAAGGGUGGGGCCGCCUCUCUGCAGUAGAGACGGCGGCGGCAGCGGCUGCAGCAUCACCAGGGGUACCGAUACGGCAGAGGCAGCUGCACUCUCUGCUCUGUCUGGGUUGGAGGUGACCGCUGCCAAGCCCUAGGAGGCCGACUUGAACCAGACGGAAAGGAGACAAGAGCCUAUUUGCCCAGCCCUCUCUCUGCGCCAUGGCUUAAGCCCAUAGCCUCCUUGCCAAGCAUCUCCUCGCCCGGCCGGGGUCUGCGUGACACCGUAGCCGCAGGAAGGGCGCGCCCAGACGCCCUAGGCCUGGACUCUGGGACGCCAAACCUCGCUCUCAUCCGUCACGGGCCACAGCAGGUCCUCUGCCGAAGGCGUUUGGAGACGGUAAUCGAGGGACUUUGUGGACUUUAUUUCAGCUGUAUCUCAUCCCCAGGUGCUCUUUGAGGGAGGAAGACAAGGAAAACGGCUGCUAGGGGGAGGAAGCGGUGGGAAUCACAUUGUCGGGUCUGGAUUGGGGUUAAAGGGAGAUUGGGGGUUUGAUUUAGGACCACCAAAAGAGAGAGAGGACCGGUUUUGCACCUAGCAUCAUGGCGUGGCCGUGCAUCACAAGGGCCUGCUGCAUCGCCCGCUUCUGGAACCAGCUGGACAAGGCGGACAUUGCGGUGCCGCUGGUUUUCACCAAGUACUCGGAGGCCACGGAGCAUCCAGGGGCCCCGCCGCAGCCGCCAGCGCCGCUGCAGUCAGCGAUAGCUCCCCCUUCGCGCGCUGUCGCCAUAGAGACGCAGCCGGCCCAGGGCGAGUCGGAUGUAGUUGCCCGGGCAACAGGGCCGGCGCCCGGGCCCAGCGGCGACCGCGAGAGUGCAACCGCCCCCGGCCGGAGUGGCCCGGGCCUGGGCGCGGCCUCGGGCUCCACUUCCGGCUCAGGCACCGCGGACUCGGUGAUGCGACAGGACUACCGCGCCUGGAAAGUGCAGCGGCCAGAGCCCAGCUGCCGGCCGCGCAGCGAGUACCAGCCUUCCGACGCGCCCUUCGAGCGCGAGACCCAGUACCAGAAGGACUUCCGCGCCUGGCCACUCCCCCGCCGCGGGGACCACCCCUGGAUCCCCAAGCCGGUGCAGAUCCCUUCGACUUCUCAACCUUCCCCGUCUAUUCUUGGGGUGCCCAAGCGUCGUCCGCAGAGCCAAGAGCGCGGGACCAUGCAGACCUCUACGGAAGCCCGGGACCCGGAAGGCGGUGGAGGAGCCGGGGUGCCGGCGGCAGGAAAGGCGUCGGGUGCAGACCAGCGCGACACGCGCAGGAAAGCGGGACCGGCCUGGAUGGUGACUCGCACCGAAGGGCAUGAGGAGAAGCCGCUGCCCCCGGCCCAGUCCCUGACCCAGGAAGGCGGCCCUGCAGCUGGAAAGGCCUCUGGUGCAGACCAGCGUGACACACGCAGGAAGGCGGGACCGGCCUGGAUGGUGACUCGCACAGAAGGGCACGAGGAGACGCCUCUGCCCCCGGCCCAGUCCCUGACCCAGGAGGGCGGCCCUGCAGCUGGAAAGGCCUCUGGUGCAGACCAGCGCGACACACGCAGGAAGGCCGGGCCCGCGUGGAUGGUGACUCGCACAGAAGGGCACGAAGAGAAGCCACUGCCCCCAGCUCAGUCCCUGACCCAGGAGGGCGGCCCUGCAGCUGGAAAGGCCUCUGGUGCAGACCAGCGCGACACACGCAGGAAGGCCGGGCCCGCGUGGAUGGUGACUCGCACAGAAGGGCACGAAGAGAAGCCACUGCCCCCAGCUCAGUCCCUGACCCAGGAGGGAGGCCCUGCAGCUGGAAAGGCAUCUGGUGCAGAUGAGCGUGACACACGCAGGAAGGCAGGACCGGCCUGGAUGGUGCGUCGCUCGGAGGGGCACGAGCAGACACCCGCUGCCCAUGCCCAAGCCGCAGGGCUCGAAGGCGGCAAAGGGCGCGCCGUGGCAGAUGCCCUCAAUAGGCAAAUCCGGGAGGAGGUGACGAGUACAGUGAGCAGUUCCUACAGGAAUGAAUUCAGAGCAUGGACAGACAUCAAGCCUGUGAAACCGAUCAAAGCCAAGCCCCAGUACAAGCCCCCGGAUGACAAGAUGGUUCAUGAGACCAGCUACAGCGCCCAGUUCAAAGGAGAGGCUAAUAAGCCCACUGCAGCCGACAACAAGGCCAUGGAGCGCAGAAGAAUACGAAGCCUCUACAGCGAGCCCUUCAAGGAAUCCCCGAAGGUAGAGAAACCUAGUAUUCAGAGUUCCAAACCAAAAAAGACCUCAGCGAGCCAUAAGCCUCCGAGGAAGGCCAAAGACAAGCAGGUGGUGUCGGGCCAGGCUGCCAAGAAAAAGACCGCAGAGGGCCCCAGUGCCACCCAACCCGACGACAAGGAGCCAAGCAAAGAGAUGAACAAUAAACUGGCCGAGGCCAAAGAGAGCCGGGUCCAACCCACCCGUGAUGCACAUAAGAAUCAAGGUCCUGUAGCCAAAGAACCACACAAGGAUCAAGGUCCUGUGGUCCCAGGGCUUCCGAAAGGCCAAGGUCCUGUGGUCCCAGAGCCUCUGAAGGACCAAGGCCCCAUGGUGCCAGAACUGCCAAAAGACCGAGUUCCUGUGGUCCCGGGCUCCUUAAAGGACCAAAGCCCUACACCCCUGGGCCCGCCAAAGGAUCAAGGUGCUGUAUUCCCAGGGCCUGUGAAAAAUCUAGGUCCAGGGGCCCCAGCACCAGCCAAGGAUCAAGACCAUGUGGCUUCUGAGCCUUUAAAGAAUAAAGAUUCGGUCAUCUUAGCACCAGCCGAAGCCCAAAGCCCUUUGCUGCCGGAGCCUCUGAAGAAUCAGAGUCCUGUGGUUCCAGCAAGAGCUAAGGAUCAAAUUUCCCCAGCACCAGCACCUUUGAAGGACCCAGGUCCUGUGACCCCUGAACCUGGGAAAGACCGAGCUCCUUUGAAGGACCCAGGUCCUGUGACCCCCGAACCUGGGAAAGACCGAGCUCCUUUGAAGGACCCAGGUCCUGUGACCCCCGAACCUGGGAAAGACCGAGCUCCUUUGAAGGACCCAGGUCCUGUGACCCCUGAACCUGGGAAAGACCGAGCUCCUUUGAAGGACCUAGGUCCUGUGACCCCUGAGCCUUGGAAAGACCGAGCUCCUUUGAAGGACCUAGGUCCUGUGACCCCUGAGCCUUGGAAAGACCAAGCUCCCGUGGUCCCAGAGCGUAGGAAGGAGCAGAAUGUCACAGUCACGGCACCUUUGAAGAGUGAAGCCCCUGUGGUCUCUGAGUCCAUGAAGAAUCAAGGCUUAGCAGACCCAGUCAAAGGUACAGAUACAGUGGUCCCCAGGCUUAUAAAGGGAAAUGAUUCUGUGUUUGUAGCACCUGUAAAGAACCAAGGUCUAGUGGCCCCUGAGCCAGUGAAGAGCCAAGACCCUAUUAUCCCAGCACUAGCCAAGGACCAAGGUCCCAUGGUCCCAGAGCCUCCAAAGAAUCAAAGCCCUGUGGUCCUUGGGCCUGUAAAGAAUCAAGACCCUAUAAUCCCAGUACCUCUGAAGGGUCAGGAUCCCCUGGUGCCAGCCCCAUCAAAGGACCAAGGUCCUAUGGCCCCUGACCCUCUGAAGACUCAAGGUCCCAGAGGCCCUCAACUGUCCACGGUCUCAUCUUCACCCCCAGUCAUGAUCCCGACAGUUCCCCAUGCAGAAUAUAUGGAGGGAUCCCCUUGACUCCCCUGAAACGCCAUGAAGGAGCUGGAAGUGGAGGUGCUCCCCUCCUGGGGAGGCAAAGACAUAUAUUUAAUCUGCAUGAAAUCGUGCUGUAGUCUUGCUGGAAUCUAAUAAAACUGGUCCCUCUGGCUCA
Molecule: messenger RNA, 3905 nt
Organism: Peromyscus californicus insignis
Lineage: Eukaryota; Metazoa; Chordata; Mammalia; Rodentia; Cricetidae
Gene: Map6
Product: microtubule associated protein 6
Exons: 4
Coding region: 656-3772 (1038 amino acids)
Biological process (GO): microtubule cytoskeleton organization; dendrite morphogenesis; positive regulation of axonogenesis
Cellular component (GO): cis-Golgi network; Golgi-associated vesicle; dendrite
Molecular function (GO): microtubule binding; calmodulin binding
Source: RefSeq, a predicted model, not a curated record